AUGACAGUAAGGGAGGGAUGCUGUAAAAGCAGACGGAGCUCGUACGCACUCUCGUGUCGGUCUCUGGCAGACGGCUUUCCCGCCCAGCCCGGGGAGCGAAACUUCAUCCACUCCCAUGACACGGGAGCAGGCGCUCCAGCGGAGCCUCACUUUCUGGGCGCUGAGCGGGGCACCGGCCGGGUGCGCCCCGGCGCGGGCUGGCUGCUCUGGGAGCCGCCCGGGGUCAACAGAAGCACCAGAGCUUUUGAAGUUCUCAGCUUUGAUGCAGAACAGUUUAUCCACAGCAAGAUGACUGAAGAGGUGAUUGUCAUCGCCAAGUUUGACUACAUGGCCCAGCAGGACCAGGAGCUGGAUAUCAAGAAGAAUGAGCGUCUCUGGCUGCUCGACGACUCAAAGUCCUGGUGGAGAGUCCGAAAUGCCACCAACAAAACCGGCUUUGUGCCUUCAAACUACGUGGAGAGGAAGAACAGCGCCAGGAAGGCUUCCAUCGUCAAGAAUCUCAAAGACACGCUUGGAAUUGGGAAGAACAGAAAAGUGCCAGAGAUGAGGGACAAGUCCUCCAACGCCGAGAAUAUGAGCACCGACAACGGCGAGCGGCUGUACGACCUCAACCUGCCCGCCCUGGUCAAGUUCAGCUACACGGCGGAGCGCGAGGACGAGCUGUCGCUGGUGAAGGGCAUGCGCGUGGUGGUGCUGGAGAAGUGCAGCGACGGCUGGUGGCGCGUCAGCUACGGCGGGCGCUCUGGCUGGUUCCCCUCCAACUACGUGACGGAGGACGUGGACGGCAAGGCGGGGGGCUGCGUGCUCGGGGUGGGCGACCCGGCCGGAUCGCUGACGGAGAAGCUGGCGGCGGUGGUCAACAGCACCACCAACGGGAACCGCGUGCUGCACACGGUGCAGGCGCUCUACCCCUUCAGCUCGGGCAACGACGAGGAGCUGAACUUUGAGAAGGGCGAGGUGAUGGAGGUGGUGGAGAAGCCCGAGAACGACCCCGAGUGGUGGAAGUGCCGCAAGGCCGACGGACAGCUGGGCCUGGUGCCCAAGAACUACGUCAAUGUGCUGGACUCCAGCUCCCACAAACCCCCAGCAGGGCUGGCGGGGCCCCCCACGCCCGACUGCGACUACAUCUCCCCGUCAGGCAGCGGCCGCUUCGCCGGGAAGGAGUGGUACUACGGGAAGGUGACGCGCCACCAGGCCGAGGUGGCGCUCAACCAGAGGGGCACCGAGGGAGACUUCCUCAUCCGGGACAGCGAGUCAUCGCCAAACGACUUCUCCAUCUCCCUGAAGGCGCAGAGCAAGAACAAGCAUUUCAAGGUGCAGCUGAAGGAAAGCCUUUACUGCAUUGGACAGCGCAAGUUCAACUCCAUGGAGGAGCUUGUCGAACACUACAAAAAGGCCCCCAUCUUCACCAGCGAGCAGGGAGACAAACUGUACCUGGUCAAGGCCCUGGCCGCGUCCUGAUCCAUCUCCCACACGUGGAAACACACACACACACACACGCACACACAGACACACACCGAGUCGCACCCCUCGACACGUUAACGGCAUCCAUAGAUAACGCAGCUACUCACCCCAGAACACACACUAACAUUUCAGCUCCAAGCCUGAAGACUUAACACACCAUCAGGACUUGAACGGCCCGUUUGUGAGCAUUCCAAGAGGAGGUAUGGCAAAAGCAUGGGAGACAAAAAAAGACUGAGACCC
Molecule: messenger RNA, 1704 nt
Organism: Menidia menidia (Atlantic silverside)
Lineage: Eukaryota; Metazoa; Chordata; Actinopteri; Atheriniformes; Atherinopsidae
Source: the annotation of a GenBank genome assembly